AUGCAGCAGAAUUGCACAGAGGCUGUCGUGGGCGCGUUCUCUCACUGUCUGGGCUUCUGUGGAAUGAGACUCGGGCUCCUUCUCCUUGCAAGACACUGGUAUGCAGGUGUGUUUCAGCAGAAGUUCGAUGGUGACAGUGCCUACGUGGGGAUGAGUGACGGAAACCCAGAGCUUCUAUCAACCAGCCAGACCUACAACACCCAGAACGAGAGCAACGAAGACUAUGAGAUCCCCCCGAUAACACCUCCCAACCUCCCAGAGCCAUCCCUCCUGCACCUGGGUGACCACGAAGCUGGCUACCACUCGCUGUGCCACAGCCUCGCGCCCAACGGACUGCUCCCUGCCUACUCCUACCAGGCCAUGGACCUCCCGGCCAUCAUGGUGUCCAACAUGCUGGCCCAAGACAGCCACCUGCUGUCGGGCCAGCUGCCCACGAUCCAGGAGAUGGUCCACUCAGAGGUUGCUGCCUAUGACUCGGGCCGGCCAGGGCCCCUGCUCGGUCGCCCAGCGAUGCUGGCCAGCCACAUGAGUGCCCUCAGCCAGUCCCAGCUCAUUUCUCAGAUGGGCAUCCGCAGUGGCAUCGCCCACAGCUCCCCGUCGCCCCCAGGGAGCAAGUCAGCGACUCCCUCUCCCUCCAGCUCAACUCAGGAGGAGGAAUCGGAAGCGCAUUUCAAGAUGUCGGGAGAGAAGAGACCCUCAGCUGACCCGGGAAAAAAGGCCAAGAACCCAAAGAAGAAGAAGAAAAAGGACCCCAAUGAGCCACAGAAGCCAGUGUCCGCCUAUGCGCUCUUCUUCAGAGACACUCAGGCCGCCAUAAAGGGACAGAACCCCAGCGCCACCUUCGGGGACGUGUCCAAAAUCGUGGCCUCCAUGUGGGACAGCUUGGGAGAGGAGCAGAAACAGGCCUACAAGAGGAAGACCGAAGCCGCGAAAAAGGAAUAUCUGAAGGCUCUGGCAGCCUACCGGGCUAGCCUGGUCUCCAAGAGCUCCCCGGACCAUGGUGAGACCAAGGGCGCCCAGGUGAACCCGCCGGCCAAAAUGCUCCCGCCCAAGCAGCCCAUGUAUGCCAUGCCAGGCCUGACCUCCUUCCUGACGCCCUCGGACCUGCAGGCCUUCCGCAGCGGGGCCACCCCCGCCAGCCUAACCUUCCCGCUCAGCCCCCCGCUGCACCAGCAGCUGCCGCUGCCCCCUCACGCCCAGGGCGCCCUCCUCAGCCCACCUGUCAGCAUGUCCCCAGCACCCCAGCCUCCUGUCCUGCCCACUCCCAUGGCACUCCAGGUGCAGCUGGCGAUGAGCCCUUCACCGCCAGGGCCACAGGACUUCCCUCACAUCUCCGAGUUCCCCGGCGGUUCCGGAUCCCGCUCACCUGGCCCAUCCAACCCCAGGAACAGCGGAGACUGGGACAGCAGCUACGCCAGCGGGGAGUGUGGCAUCAGCACUUGUAGCCUGCUCCCCAGGGAUAAAUCUCUCUACCUCACCUAACCCCACCUCCCUCUCCUCCCUGAGGCUGCUGGAGGGGCCACAGCAGGAAAGAGGCCUUGGCAGGAAGCAGGGGACCCGAAGAGAGAACAGUGACACGCUAAUGCCCCACGGCUGAGU
Molecule: messenger RNA, 1599 nt
Organism: Myotis davidii
Lineage: Eukaryota; Metazoa; Chordata; Mammalia; Chiroptera; Vespertilionidae
Gene: TOX2
Product: TOX high mobility group box family member 2
Biological process (GO): regulation of transcription by RNA polymerase II
Cellular component (GO): nucleus
Molecular function (GO): chromatin DNA binding
Source: RefSeq, a predicted model, not a curated record